This is a messenger RNA of Meleagris gallopavo (turkey), 2272 nucleotides long. The record is from RefSeq and is a predicted model, not a curated record. Lineage: Eukaryota; Metazoa; Chordata; Aves; Galliformes; Phasianidae.
GACUUAUUUGGGUUUUGCAGAUCCAAGGAAUGCCCUAUGGGAACCUUUUGCCUAUCAGUGACGGUCCUGUCAAUAACAGCACUGGGAUCCCUUUCUUUUAUGUGACGCUGAAAGAUAACGCAGUGGCAGAUCUCCUGAAGGAUCCUGUAGCUUCACUGACCCUACCAGAAUCAGAUGGGAAUUUCUGCAGAAAAAACGUAGUUGAUCCAGAGGAUCCAAGGUGCGCCAGACUGACACUCACAGGACAGAUGGUCACAGUGCCUCCAGAGGAAACGGAAUUUGCCAAGCAAGCAAUGUUUUCUAGGCACCCAGUGAUAAGAAAGUGGCCUCGUAGCUACGAGUGGUUCUUCAUGAAAAUGAAUAUUGAGCACGUCUGGCUUCAGAGCUGGGCUACUCAGAUUUUGGCUUCAAGUCUGCAGGCAUCGGCAACGUUCCUAAUAUUCCGUAAGAACUGAAGGAAGAUAUGGGGAGAAACUUUCUUUAGACACUUGGUAAGCAUUUUUUUCUUGUUUUAUUGCCAGUGAGUCUGCAGAUCUCUUGCAGAGGUAAUUACACAAGAUGAGGAAGUGUCCUGUCUGAAUGUAUUUCCCGUAUUUUCUUGGCAGAUGAACAGCAUCCUCCCAUCUAAAUUUGCCCCCAAAUCUGGUACUGUGUAGUACUGAAUCAAAAUGUCUGGUCCUGUACAAAUGUAUAGAAUACCAUUUGAUGAAAUCAUUCUUGAUUCGAGUAAUUUUGCCAUGGACAUCUUUGUGCACUAUGGAUUUGACACUGUCCACUAGGAUUGAUGGGACUUUCAAAACAGAGGUCAGUAGGCAGAGUUCUAGGCUCUCUAAGAGAAUCUCCACAGGUCCAACCUACACAUUUCUGUGCAACUUUAUUUAGACAGUUUGUCAUCCUUGUUACUGCUAUUCCUAGAGAAGCCUGAACUUCUCUCCCUCUGCCCCUCACAAACACACACAUAGGGUGAGCAAAUCCAGUGUUUAAGAAAGCUAAAGAACAGCGAGAAUUUUAGAAAUUUUCACUUCCAUCCUUAGGCAGCUUGGUAACAGGGACAUGGUCUUAGUAUGUGUUAUCCAUCACUGACUAACACUGUUGCCUUAAAGCAGUAAGGGAGCGUGCCCACAAUAUUUAGAUAAAGAGCUUUAACUGUUUAAGAAGUGUGUGCUAUAAGAAAGGUUUUGAACUUAUUCUACUUGCUGUGUCCCUGCACAGUUAGAUUAAUUGGAGAUAUAUACUGUGUUAUAAAUUGACACAUUCAUCAGAGAGCUUUUAUAUACCGACAAGCCUUGAGAUUCUUGACAGAAGCUCAAAACACAAAGUAGGAAUGGCAUGUAAAGUGACAAAAGAGCCUUCACAAGGAAACACUGCUGUAAAUCACCUGUUCGCAUUUCAUGCUUUCUUCCUCCAUGGAAUAGCUUCCAUUAAAGUUCUUGAAAGUCUACAUAAAUUUAUCAAAAAUAUGACGUGCAGAUUUCUGAAUAGAAUUUUCAGAGCACAAAAAGGGGAAGACACAGUCAAUAAUUUGUUUAACUGUUCUUUACAUUAUUAGUUAUGCACUACUUCAAAUCUUUCCUUAAAGAGGCAAAUGUAUCAAGUGGAAUUGGUUGUCAUAUGCCAAGUGACAUUUGUAAAAGAUUUUAAUCAAAAGAGUCUUAUUAAGAUAGCAUAAUGAGAUCAGAUUUCCUUGAGACUGUAAAGAGUUUCAUCUCACUUCAGCUUAAGUUGGUAGCAGAACUCCUAUUUAUUUGUUGUGCUUUGAUUAUAAGAUCAAAGAAACAUUUUUAGAAAGUCUGGAUAAGCCCUGACAAAUUUAUUAAGUAUUUCAGCUAGUUGAUGUGUAAUUUAUUGCCACGUGUUCUGUAUUUUACUUAUUUCUUUAGCUUCCCCAAAAACACGUGUUGCACAACACCUAUUAUUUAAAACUUUAACUGGGGUUUUGCAGUAUUUAAGAGAUGCAUUUAAUCAUGUCUGUAUAUUUGCUGAAAGAAAGGAAGACAAAGUUCUGAAUCCUGGGCUCAAAUGUUUUGCUAAAUUGUGCACAUAUCAUGCAUGCACAGUACUAAGCACAGCUAGUCUUAACUGCUGUUCUUAUUUAACCAAAGAAUACUCCAUUACUGAUGAAAUUUUCAUCACUUAGCUGGAUGAAGUUCAGUAUGCUUUAUUUCUGGAUGUGUACUGUAAUCUGCAAUGCAUUUUGAUUUCUAAAGAUACUGAAUGUUAACAAAAUGCCCAUCAAGGACAAAAUGCAAAUAAAACAGUUUUCAAAGAGGAA